Messenger RNA from Oryctolagus cuniculus (rabbit), 15830 nucleotides. It is a transcript of the gene GUCA2A, whose product is annotated as guanylate cyclase activator 2A. Gene Ontology annotation, cellular component: extracellular region. Gene Ontology annotation, molecular function: guanylate cyclase activator activity. Lineage: Eukaryota; Metazoa; Chordata; Mammalia; Lagomorpha; Leporidae. The record is from RefSeq and is a predicted model, not a curated record.
AUUGGACAUUUAUUGGACACUUCACUAGCUCCGUGAACCUGGGAAAUUAUUUAAUUUCUCUGAGCCUCAUUUUCCUUUUUUAUAGUGCAUAUAAAAUGAGGAAAAUUCCUGUUCCCCAGAUUCUAAUGGGACCACACGGACAUAUUUGAGCAUUUUAGACCGACACCUGGAAUGUAAAUCAUACUGGUUCUCAGUGUGUACUGGGUGCUGUGCUGGACAGAUAAAAUGAUCUUCAUUUUACAGAUUUUGGAACAACUCAGUUGGAGAUGUGGCUUGUCUGGAUCCUUCAGUUGUCAAGUGAUGGCUGAAGUCUGAAUCCAGGUAUUUUUUACUUCAAGCCUAGGAUUCCUCCAUCGUCUUUGAGCUGAUCCUCUCACCCCAAGGUAAUUCCCCUGUCCCUUCCACCACUCAUGCUCUAGUCCUAUCCCUAGCGCUACCUUCCCGCAGAGCCAGGUGAAAGUAGAGUUUAACAUUCGCUGAGCAUGUGCUGUGUCAAAUUCCCUCCCAUUAGAAAUCCAGAGAUGAGAAAGCAGCAGCCCCUGCAGGCUUGCCCAGGAAACAGGUAGCAUAUGCCAGCCUGGGGAGCUGGGGCAGAGAGCCACUCUGGAGUAUCCCCUGGCAAGGCAGGAUUCUGAUGGGGAGACAUUAGGUCACGCUGAGGAGUUGAAGCAGUGUUUAGGAAGGCUUUGCGAAUGGUUAUGGGCUGUUGAGGUUGAGUCUUCAAAGAGUCCCAGACAGACAGGAGGGCGAUUUCCCAUUUGUACCACUGUUUUGAGCCAUGUAUGGGAGCUAGAUUGGUUUGGGGGUUGUGGGUUAAGGUGGGGGAAAUGUGCUGCUCGUUGAGAGCCAGCAUAGCAUUUUCUCUGAGCGUGGUGCUGUCCCAGUUUCAUUGAUGUGGAAACAGGCUCAGAGAGGCCAAGCAGUGGGCAGACCAGUAACACUGGUGAAAGUGAAAUUGAACCUGGAACCUGUCUCGCUCAAUGAGUGUUUCUCAUUUAACCCACAGAAACACGUACUUAUUACUGUUUUACAGAUGAAGAAAUAGAUUAGCAAGGUUACCUUGCCCAAGUUCUCACAGCUCAUCACGGAUCUGGGAUAAUCAAUCUGGGUCCAUUUUCUUCUACCCCUACUGUUUUCCAAAAGAGGAAUUUUCUCUGUCCCCUCCCCUGUGUGUGUGUGUGUCCUUUGGUGGGAGGGCAAUGCUUUUGCUGCCAUUACAGGUACAUUCUGGUCACCAUCAGUACCUCUGAUGGACCUCAGUGGGGGGUCAGUUGAGUCUGGUCACCUUGUGCUGGUUCAGAUGCACCUAUCCUAAUCAAAUACAAAAAAAAAUAAAAAUAAAAACCAAGAUCAUUCAAGUGUAUGUUCCAGCAUGUCACUAUGUGAAGGGCUGCUACUUAUCGAAGUGAUCCUUAUCAGUGGGCAAAGCAGUCCUGGGCAAAGCAGAGCUACCCUACAAGCUUCCAGUUGAAAGAGGCCUUAAGAACUCGUCUCAUACAGCCCCCACGUUGUGUUUUUGAGACUGAGGCAAGGGAGUAGCUCACUAAAAGUCCCACUGUGACUGAGGGAAAAUCUGGGCAAGGGGAGUGGGGAGUCAUGCACCAGGCAGUGGGAAGUGCUUAUCCACACUGUUCUGUUUUGCCUACACCCUGACCUGUUGAUGGCAGUGCCCUGUUGUACAGGAGACACCACUUCGGAAAGGAAGGCAGAGGGGAUUUGGAUCAUGAAUGCCUUCAAUCAAAGCAUACAAAUUCAGUUACACAGGCUUGGCUAAAAAGAGAAAGAAAGGAAAAAUUGAAUAUUACAGCAGAGUAAUAUGCCAGAUGUCCCCGAGGGAGUGUGAGAAGAAAGAUUGAAUCUGAGACCAUAACUGGUACCUGUCUCUGUCCCUCUCCACAGAGCAUCUCACCUCUGAGCAUGACUCGCAUGGAGAAAGGGACACGUUUUUUGUAGAACGUUGUCCUUUGGUGUGAGUCAGCUAGGUAAGCCGAUUGGGCCUUAAUGAGCUGUGUUUCUCCGUGGCAUUGGCACCUUACAAAAGAAUUUUCAAGGAUGACUUUGUACUUAACCUUCUUACACUCCUCCCUCGGUAUGUGACUGGUCAGCAGGUGCACAGACUUGGUAAUUGGCUGCACCAGAACCAGAAAUCAACCUUAGGUCAAGGCUGGUUGCUACUCCCAACUGUUAGGUACUUGUUAUUUAGCUGAUGCCAUUUACGAUCCUAUCUGCCCUUGAUACUGUUAUCACCAGCCUUGCCUUGUUUAGCCAAUGGAGCAUCUGAGCCAUAGAGUGUUACUUGCCUGAGGUCAUCCGCUUGUAAGUGGUAGAGGUAACAACAGCCGCAACAGAGCUGGGGUUUUACACCUAGGACAUCCAGCUCCAGCAUCUGCAUAUUGAACCAGCACCCUGCUGCCUCAGGUCUUCACUGUUCCCUGAGCUGAGCUACCAGGCUGAGAAGCAGGGCCUUGGAACAAAGCUGGAGCCUCUCCCGCCGUGAGGCUGCAGUAAGCACCUGUGACCACCAGAGGGCAGGGCUGUCAGCUGCCUGCCUUUCCUCUUUGGAAUGCUUCCCUUACCUGGGGGCUCUUUGCCUUUCUCUGCAGCCACCAGGGGAUCAAGAUCUUUGCGCUUCUCCUUCAGAGGUUGCUAGAGGAAGCCAGUGAGCCCCUCUAGUGCUCAGCUGCAAACAUGCAGCUGGGGGUGGGGGGCUCCACACUCCCUCUGCCUUCCUGAUGUAUCCUGCUCCCCUGUUCUAAGGUCACGCCACCAUGAGCGUCAAACUCUCAAGUCCCCCAAGGCUCUGCUCCUCCUCUGGGACCAGCUGAGGUGGGGACUGGCAUUGUUUGGACAGACAUGGAGGGGGCCGCGGUCAGGCCAGCCACACACCCUGCCCUUGCCAGCCCUGCCUCUGCGCCUGAGCGGGCUGUGGCAUCUCCACACACUCACGUGUUGUCACCUCCUGUGGCGCUCACAAACAUAAUGAUUAUUGCCACCAUUUGCCGGGUCCCUACCCGGUACUUGACAGCCAUUAUCUGAGUGAGCACUCCCAGCUGCCUGCGAGCUCGGUGCCAUUAUCUGCCUUUUACUGCUGGGCAUUGCCCCCAGAGAGGUCUAGUGAUUUGCCCAAGGUCACAGCUAGUGAGAGGGAAGAGGACAGGAACGCAGAUCAGCCUUGAUUCGCCUGCGCUUCCCGCUGACGCUGAUUGCAUCUUCCACAACAUUGACCUCCCUCGGCUCACCCCACCCCAGAACCAGCUGAACUGACAUCACUGGGUAAAUGAUGCCUCUCUCACCAGCCCCCAGAGGUCAGGGGGCAGCUUCCUGUCCCAGGCGAUGGCAAUAAAGGCGUCUGAGGACACUUCCCACCCUUGGCGCGUCCGAGUGAGGUUCAGAGGCAGGAGCAGGAGCAGUCCUCCGGUUCCCUGGGAGGGUGUGCACUUGUGUGACUGACCAAGAGCCCGCAGGUGUGUGCUUAGGUGAUCGUGGGUAUGUGACCAUAGCCUUGGAGAGUAGGACAGGGACUCUGUGUGCGUGUGUGUGCGUGCGCACACGCCACAGAUACCAACAGGAGGCAGGGGGUGGGCCUUAGGGAGGAUGACCUCACUCCGAUUGGGUGGCUUCUUAGUCCUCCCCCAAGACAAACUUUCCUGGGAUCAAGCUGGUUCCCAGGCGCUGUGAGUCACACACACUCCUCUUUUCUCAUCACAUCCCUGGCUUGUCCCUCUCGUUGCUCCCUUGUACUGUGUCCUCUGAAGGGACCCUGGUCUGGCCGUGUACUGCAGGUGGCCCCUUCCUACUGCACUCUGCUUUCUCACCACCGUGGAGCCUGUCCCCUGUGAGUUGCUCAGCCUCUGGUUGAGCAUGGUUCCCGCAGGCCUCCAAAAUCCAGUACAAUGCUUGAGGCAAGGGAAAGCGGACUUUGGAGUUGGGAGGACACGAUUCUGUUUGGGCCUCAGUGUCAUCUGUGAUAUGCAGGGCAAACACCUCCCCUCAGCCCUGUGGAAGCCAUCGCCAAGCAGUCCAUCAGGAAGCAGCCAGUGUGGGGGCUGGCACGCGGUCCCGAAGAGUGGCCUUCCCUUCUCCAUCUCCUGCCUCCUUCUGGUGCCCCAGAUCCCCUUGGAGCACUGCCCUUCUCUGGGACCAGCGCAGCACUGGGACUAGACAGCUGGCACUCAGCACCAGCUGUGUGGGGGCUCUUUCUGAAUCGCAGCUCCGAAGCCGCCUGAGGUUCCCACCGUCACCAGGUUAAGGACAAAAUUCUUAGAGUGUCUGAUGGCUCACCCCCAGCGCCUUGCCGACCCACUCUGUGUUAGCCCAGUGCUCCUUGCUGCUCUGUGCUGCUGUGACAGAACACCCCCAAAACGAGGAACUGCACUAAACGGGGGCUGCCCACCCAAUGCACAGCAAGCCAGUCGCUGACACUGGGGUGGUAGAAGUCUCUUUUAGAGUUUAUUUUGCAACACGCAGAGCAGGGAGUCAGUUCAGUUCCCGAACUCCCUGAGGACUGAAAGGCAGUGACUCUUAGAGAUGAAAGUGGGGUUUCAGUCAUGUGUGGGCCCUGGUUGGUCCACAGUGUUCCUGGCCUGCCUUUGAACAGUGAUCGGGCCGACACAUUUCGUUUGAAAUGGCAAAGGUGGGCUCUGGGUUAGUGGGGAGAUGGAGCAUGACAUUGCUCAUUCGGGCACUGUGAGCUGCUGCAAGCUCUCAGAAUAGGAGCUGGCAUUGAGAUGUCAACUCUCAGAGCCAUCUGAGUCUGUCAUCCAGGGUCUUCCCCUUGUCUCACUCCCUUAAGGUCGUGAGUUAACCCUUGCAGACCCUGGGCCAGGUCGAGUUCACAUCAAAGGCGUUAGGGCCAGGGGCUCGGCUGCACGUCCUGUACCCAGGCCUCUGCCUCAGAGUUCCCUCCUCCGUGCCUCCAGAUCUUCCCGUCACAGACAGCUUCACGUGCCGCCUCGGCUGGCAAGCAGUGCCCCGCCCAGUGCUGGGGGUGUUCUCUGGCAGAAGCACAGAUGGGCAGAGAAAGACUUUAAAUGCCGGGCUAAGGGGUUUUGCCCCUUAACCCGGCGCAGGCCGUGGGAGGCUUCAGAGCAGGGUGACCACAGGAAGAGCUGUGAUUCAGAAAGACCCCCAGGGCGUUAGUGCAUUCUUGGACCUGGCACCCCAGGCUUACCCCUCCCAUGGCUCCCAGUAGGUUCCCCGCAGUGCCCCCGUGGAUCUGUGCCCGUGUCCUGGCCUCCAGCUAGCCGAGGGCCCCUGGAUGGCCAGGACAGACAGGGGGUGGGGCAAGGAGCAGACAGCAGAUGGACAAUGGGGCCUCCUGGUACCUGGCGGGCCACAGGGGUGUGAGAUGACGUUGCCAAGCAAACAACCAGGCACACCCUCUGUCCACUGCCCAGCUGGCCCUCCAGACCAUCAAAGGCUAGAGCCGGCCCCACAUGGGGCCUGGAGGGAACGCCAGGAUCCCUCUCCCCCGGCCUGGAGUUGGGCUUAAGCCAGCAGACUUCAAACCCUCAGUCCCGGUGUUACACGGACCACUCCAUUUCGGUGGUUCUGUCUCCUCUCUGCAGUGGGGCUCAGUCAGUGGCCACUCCUUUCUUCUCCCCCUUCCCUAGGACAAAGGAGCUAGGAGUUUGGAACCAGGAGGACGGUGCGGGAGGAGUCGGAGUUGAGAGAACUGGGUUCUGUUCUGGAAUUUGUGGCUGUGUGACCACAGCGGCCAUCAAGUCCACCUGCCGUUGAAUCUAGAAAAACCACGCUUUUCUCUAGGCCAAGGCAGUCCUGUGCUUGUACUCACAAUUAUUUACACUCUAUCGGCCAGGUACCCUUGGCCAGUGCACAACCAAUACGUCUGUCCCCAGCAGCCCUGUUUGAUUUCUGAGGCUCUGAGCUUCAGUUUACCCAUUUGUGAAACGGGGUUAUACAGUUAGUUCUUUGGCUUUCCCAGAGCUGUCAGGUCUAUGUGCAUUUUCAUGUCUGGCUCAGAGAGUUCUAGGUUCUCAUAGGAACAGGAAGUUGUUGCACUCUGAAAUGUGUUUACAAGUAGGAUGAGGAGCUCACUCAGAUCGGUGUUGGAGUUCCCCGCUCCCAGCUGGCUCUGUUCCAGGCCUUCCUGCGGAGGUGAAGACAGGGACUCUGAGCCUGCAGGCAGGCAGAGCCAGGCCUGGGAGGACCGAGCCUUGGUGCUCCCGACCCUAAAGUGGCACCGGCACCACCAGGAAGUCACUUAAACAGAGUGAACAACGCGGCGGCCUCGCAGAGGCCAGGGGCUGCCCAGCAGCAGGCAGAGCCCCCGCAGCCUCCAGCAUGGGGGUGCAGGUCGGGAGGGUGGGCUGGGCUUUUCCAUACCCAUGAAGCAGCCCCCAGAGCCUGGCACAGGCAAACCUUGCCACAGGUCAGCCACUGUUGUUGAUGUUGGGAUUGUUACACCAUGACCUUGGUUCCAGAAAGACUCCUCCGUGGCACUGAUUCACUGCCGGCCCCGUGGCGAGUACUGGACUCCCACAGUCUCGGCUCUCGGUGGCUCCCGGGCUAGUCACCAGGUGGACAGUUGAGCCAGCACGUUUUAUGAUGGGAGAGGUGCUGGAGCACACAGCAGUGGACGUGGUCUUAACCCAAGCUCACUGGGGCUGGGAUCAGGGAAGAGAAUUUUCUAGAAAGUCAAAAACCUACAGGGCUGGUGCGGUGCAGCAGUUUAAGCUGCUGCUUGUGACACCGGCGUCCCAUACGGGAGUGUUGGUUCAGUCCCGCUACUCUGCCUCCCAUCCAGCUCCCUGCUAAUGCACCUGAGAAAGCAGUGGAGGAUGGGCCCGGGCCACCCGUGUGGGAGACCAGGGUGCGGUUCCUGGCUCCUGGCUGUUGGAGCCAUUUGGGAGUGAACCAGUAAAUGGAAGAUCUCUUUCCCUCACUCUGACUUUAAAUAAGUAAAUAAAUCUUAAAAAAAAAAAUUACAGAAGGUCUGAGACCUGCAGUGCAGCUGCUGUCGUCCCCGUUUUCUCAGAUGCAGAAACUGGGGUGGAGAAGGGUUACCCAGCUUUUAAAUGCGGCCGCUGGAUUCUACUCCAGGGCUGCCUGGCUCCACUCUGCAGGUCUGGGCCCUGCUUCCUGGAGGGUGCUUUGGGCUCCUGGUUGGGUGGUGAGCUCAGCUGGGACCUGACCACGGCCGGGCAAGGGGGCCUGGCUUCCGUGAGGGCUGCAGGCAGGGCGGAUGGGCUCUCGGUUAGCGAGCAGGGGUGGCGUGGUGGGUGGUGAGGCCAAGCCACCUCGGGCCCACGCUCUACCUGCACAGGAAGGAGGAAGGUGUGUGGCUCUGGGAGGACCCCAAGGCCCAGCUCCCUGCAGCUUCCGUGCAGGCUGUGGUGGUCCUGUGUACCCUGGAGAGGAAGGAAGGGGGCCUUGGAGGGAGGCAAGGGAAGGAGAGUUGGUUCCCAUUUCCCAGAGCGGAUGUCAGAGUGCGGUUGGGUAGGGCAGGACCCAAAGGGCCAAGGCCCAGGGCCUCGUGCUCUUCCCCACAGCGUGUACAUCACUCCUGCAACUCCCACCCCCUCCGCCCCUGCCUGACUCCAGGAGAGCCCCGGCCAGGGGGCUGGGGGAGAAAGAAGCUUCGGGAGCCCAGACCCUCUCCCCUUCCUUCCCAGCCCUGUUCUACCGUGGAAGAAGAAAGGCUGAGAAGCAAAGUAGUUUUCAGAAGGGCUCCUCCAGCCCGCAGAAGUGCUGCCCAAGCACCGUCCUUCAUGAAAUCCAAUCCUGACCCCACUGUAGCCUCGCACAUAAUCCCAGAGCCAACCUCCAUCAUAAACCCAACCCCAACCUCUCCCCCACCUUCAGCCGCAAACUCAGUUCCAAUCCCAACCCUACAAAGAACCCCAAUCUAACCCCAAACCAACCCUGACGUCAGUUUCAACCUCCACAUCCACCUGACCCUAACUGUACCUGUUAGGGACCAGCACUUUGUACCCAGGAGACGCAGAGAAAGGAAACUGACCUCCAGACCGGAGGGGCUUUAUUGUAAGCCAGAGAGGGGCGCCACCUCAACUGGACAGACCCCAGGGAAGAUGGCGCGCCCCUGCCGAGGGGUGAGGGCCUUAAGUAGGGCUGGGGAAGGAAGUGAAGCGAUAGGGGAUGGAGUGAGUCCAUCAAAGGAGGUGCAGAAGUUCCUGGCCCGGGGCAGCUGGUUCCGCAUUCCGAGUUUUACGGUUGGGGGGAAGAGGAGGAAGGGGAAGUAUUACGACAGCAGCUUUAAGGUGGGGGCUGUUUGCUCAAGUCGGGUAAUUUCCCAUCACUCCCGACUGUAAAAAGGUUUAACAAGGAGUGGGGGUGAUGUCAGCUUCCUGCUGGUUGGGGGGGCGUGGCAAGGAGCGAGGGUCCCUCAGUGUCCGAAGGAGCAGCGUGAGAAGCAGUUUGGGAAGUGGCAGUCAUUCAGGCGAUUAGGAACUUCUGUAGCAGGUUGACAAAACACGGAAGAAAGGUUAGAGGCAAAACUACACCACAAGGGGCGUGAGGAGGUGGGAGCCAGGUGGGCUGUUUCCAAAGAUGGUGGCAGAGCCCCCUGACCCUGACAAGGAGGCUGCCUGCUCCGGGAGUACGACCGCACCGGACUUGUUAACGAAGAAGCAGCAUUGCUCCCCCAGGAACGAGCGUGGUGGAAAGGUUCAGGCCUCGACAGCUUUGGAGAACUGCUGGUACCAGAGGAUCGCCUGGUCCUGCGGUCGCUUGUCCGAGAGGCUGCGUUGGCUGGGGGUUCUCUGCAGGCUCUGGAUAGCGUUCGAGCUGGUCUAGGGAGGUUCCUAAACCAGUAGCUGCGGUGUUGCCCCGUGAGGACUCUGAGAGUGGCAGGGGUGUGGAGGAUCGACUCGUCCGUGGUGUAAGGUGGUGGUGGUGGGGGGUAGAUAGGUGAGGGUACAGGUCUCCGUCCAGUAGGAAGGAAGGCACAAGGAAGUCGGAUUCCUGUAGGCAGAGUACUCCCCUGACAAAAGGCAGAGGUGGCGAGAGAGCUCAGGCGGGGGUGGCAGGAGGUGUCUGUGGUGUAUAUGGGACGGGGUGGGUGGAGGUCAGGUUUGCCCAAUCACCGGUUGACCCGCCCGUGGUUGGGGAAUGGGAGUUUGAGAGCCGUGGGGGCAUGUAUAGCGUGACUAUAUGCCCAUUGGAUGAGCCGCUGAGAAUGAGGCCCUGGUUAUGCACAAAGGGGCCUGUUCCGGGGUGCGGCCGGGGCGGGGGAGCUUGGCUGCACUUCCAGUGACUGACACGGAUUCCUGGGAUGUGGGGGCAAAUAGGUUAAGUGGUUGGGGGAAUGGUGUUAGAUUGGGAUUGUCCGGCUGAAAAGGCUGGCUGUCCCUUCUUCUAGCAGGCAGGAGAGGCCCAGACAUUGUGGGGAACGGGGCUGAGGUGGAGGCUCAGGCACAGAGCCAGCACGGGGCCAGGAGGGAUGCGGAGCGUUGAGGACGGGCGGUAGUGAUGGCGCAGGCUGGCCAGUGGAGCGGCCAGGUCAGAGACGGCCGAGAGCAGUGCAGCGUCCUCCCCAGGGGAGCAGCGAGCACCAGGAGGAGCUUCUCACCACUGCUCCAACAGCUGGGGGUGACCGCGCUCGGCGCUCGGCGCUCGGCGCUCUCCAGGAGUCGGGCUACGACUGCGACCAGGACAGAACCAGAGAGCCAGAGACCAUCUUCCAGAAGGAGGUCGGGAAAUUGUCAGUGAAGUGGAAGGGUGGAGUGAUAAACGGAGGGGGAGGCUGGUUUAAGUCUCAGCAGAUGGACCCAGGGUGGAUAGGCCUUUCAUUUAGCUGCCGUGGGUGUAGCCAUGAUGACGUGUACAGUCCCGUCCAUUUGGGUUGUAGGGACGUACCAGGCUUGGGAAUGCACAGGUCAAUGGAAUUGCCUAUCUUGAUGGAAGAGUGGGGACCAGUGAGGGCAGGGGUGAGGAAGGCGUGAAUCUGAGUGGGCCCAGGGCGCUGCCUCGAUGUGGGACAGGAGAGGGUGAAGCUGAGGGGGAGGCGGGGUGGAAGGGGGCGAGGGCAGGAAUCCAGGGAUGAGGAGGGGCCAGCCAUUGAGGAUGUCGAAGGGGCUGAGUAUAGGGGUUUUUCAGGCAUGGCCCUCGGGGUAACAGUUUGAUCUGUUCGAGCUGUGUCUCCAGGGCCGGUUUGAUCAGUGUUUUUUGUGACCUGUUAGUGCAUUCCACCUGCCCUGAGGACCGGGGAUGAUGUGGAAUAUGGGAUUUGCAAGGCAUCUGGAGCAGCUGGACUACCAGGUGUGUUGGAAGUAUGGCCGCAUUGAUUUUCCUAAGGUCCUGGCCGUUAGGCUUUUUCACCCCUAAGAUGGGAAUGUUAUGUGGUGAGCAGGUGGGGUAAGCAGAUAUGAUCAGAGAAGCUUGAGUCCCAGAAGCGUGGGUGGGCGCAGGGGGUAUUGAGAUGUGGUGAUGUAAGAGGCUGGGUCUUUCAGGGAGACUGAAAUAGGCUCUAGUGAGAGAAACCCUGGGGGCUGUGUGUCCUAGGCAACAGGGUUGAUGAGGGAGUGGUUUAAGUCAAGGUUGCAGAAGGCUCAAGGAGUGGUUGCCCAUUGUCCCUGGCCUGUUGUGCCAGGAAUGUGGUUGUGAUAUUUACGGGGGACUACAGAGGGAUGCUCCCAGCUUCCAAAGAAAGUCUCGUGCCAGGAGGGCCAGCGCACGUGGGGGCAGAACUAGAAAAGAAUGAGUGAGGAUCAGGUCUCCGAAUGUCCAGAGAACGGGUGGGGUAGUAUGGGGAUAGCCUUGCCUGAGAUUCCCAGGAUAGGGUGGGAACUGAUAUUAGAAGGGCCACGCCACUCAGUAAGAAGGGAGAAAGCCUCCCUGGUGCCACCCACCAAUGGAAAGGGGCAGGCAGCCACAAUCCCUGUGGUCAAGGCUCUCUGGACACAUGGCUGUAAACAGUGGGGUAGGGGGAGCCUAGGCCUCCUCAUUCUAAGAGCUGAGCAUAAGGGAAUCUGCCGGUUCUGUGGGCUGAACUGAAGGCCUGGGUGCCCAGUCCUGGGGGCAGCCCACCUUCCAAUGUCCCCCCAUCCACAACGCGGCCACGCCUUCGAGGGAGGCCCAGGGUUUCGGCAAGCCUUUGCCCCGUGGCCUGCAUUGCCACAGCGGAAGCACACACCAGGAGGGCUUUGGGCUGGGAGUCCUGAUUGGUUUAGAGCUUUGUGGGUUUAAGGCGGGCUGGAGGAACUGGUAUUUGGUUUUCAAGGGUCUCUCCUUCUCCCGUUUGGCCUUGUCCUCCCUAUUACUAAAUACUCAGAAGGCAACAUUUAUAAGUUCCUACAGGGGAGUUUGGCAUCCCUGUUCUAAUUUCUGGAGUUUUUUCUAGUGGCUGGGCCAAUUGAGAGUUGCACAGUUGUGAGAAGAGAGCGCCUGCAGGCGUGCGGAGAUCCAGGCUGGUAGACUCAGGAAUGGCUUCUGUGAGCCAGGCUGUGAGAGGGGGUUUUCACCAGAAUCCCGGGUGACUUCCCGGCUCUUAUCAUAACUGACUUGACCAUGGGAAUUUUUACCAUGCCACCUUCUUCUUUUUAUAAGAUUGUUUAUUUGAGAAGGAGGGAGGAAGGGGGAGAGAAAGAGAGAGAGAGAGAGAUCUACCCACUGGUUCACUUCUCAAAUGGCUUCAACAGCCAGAGCUGGGCAGAAGGCCGCUGGGUGUAGGUUCAUGUUUUGUUUGUGCUUUGUCAGCAUGUUCGCAGGCUGCUUGCCAAAGUGGGCCCGCUCACCGGGAGUGAGUGUGCAAUGUCACAUAUGAAGGGUAUCUGACCAGGUGCAGCGGGACACCUGGGCCACACCAUGGGGCUCCUUUCAAUUAUUUGCUGGAUUCCUGGAGGAGCAAAGCCAGUCCUCGACAUGGGACAUGGGCAUAGGAAAAGGAGCGUGGACCUGGACGCUGCCUUCCACUCUCACUACCUCCCGGAGGGGGAACAUAUGGAGGGGCUGAGUCUUGGAAUGGGGGGCGGGCAAUGGGGUGGAGGCGGAGGCGGAGGUGGAGGGGGCAGACCUAGGAACCGAAUCCAGAAGAAGGGUGGAGGGUGGAGGGCAGAGCGGGGGAAGGGGCAGAAGAGCCAUAGGGAAGGGGUUCAUCCGCCGGGUCAGGAUCUGAAAUGGAAGAGGGGUAGCCUGGGGAUCAGGGGUCUUGGGCAUGUGGCUUUCCAGAGUCUCUGCAAGGAGGAGCUGGAACGUGGAAGUGAGGAACAAAGAAGACGGCCAAGGUUGGGGCUGAAGGUCCUGAAUUCAAGCCAAUGAUUCUGAUUGUCCAGUGACUAUCUUGGCCAAAUUUGGAGGCAAAGGAGUUUUUUGGCCUUGAGGUCAGCAGCUAACCCUGGAGUCCCACGGUUCUGCAAAAGGCAACCUGAGGACCGUCAGAGGGAACAGACUGUUCUGGUCCCACGGUGCUGGCGGGAAGGGCGCAGCCACCUUUCCUGAGGUGGCCCUUGGUCCAGGAAGUGCCGAGACGGAAACCUGGGGAGUGGCUGAGCAUCCUCCGACCCCUGGGGUCUGAUCUGUGAGAGAGAUAUCUACCCCAGGACACCACGGGGAGAGAGGAGGCCGCUGCUGGAGGCCAGUGAUCAGGUGGUGAAUGGGGAGAGCAAGAGGGGAGGGAGCAGACCUGGGAGCAGGGAGGAGAGUGAACUGGGGCCUCCCAGAACGCCAGCAAGAGGCCCGAAAGGGUCUCCGCCCCGCUCAGUAGCCGUUCCCUAUCAUAGAGCAACCAGGCUCGGGGUGUGUACCAGUCGCCCUCUAGCCAAAGUGAGCACGGGGCAUUUGACGGAGUCCUCGCAGCACUCGACAGACCAGGCCAAGAGGAGGUCCUGGGCUUGGCCAGGGUUCGACCCUAAAUGUUAGGAGCCGGCAUUUUGUAUCCAGGAGACAUAAAGAAAGGAAACCGACCUCAACCAGACAGACGGAGGGAAGACUGCGCACCGGCUGAGGGGUGAGGGCCUCAUCCCGAGCCAGGGAGGGAAGUGAAGCCAUAAGGGCUGGAGUGAGCCCGUCAGCGGGGGUGCAGAAGUUCUCCUGCCCCGGCAGCCGGUUCCGCAUUUCGCGUUUUCCAGUUGGGGGAGGAGGAAGGUGAAGUACUAGGACAGGACCCCGGCUUUAAGGUGGGAUUGUUUGUUCAAGUCUUUGUGAUUUCCCAAGUGUCCCCAAGUCUUUACACCAACGUCCUGUCCGAACCUCAGCCCCACACCGGAACCCCAACCCAAUUGGAAUCCUAAUGUGAACUCCUCUCCCUAACUGCUGGGGAACCCCAUGCUGAUCUUAGGCCGGCAUUCACCAUCCCUGCCCCUCCAGUCCACCUAAGCCCCAUCCAGUUCCAGCAUGGCUCUCAGCCUCAGCCAUUGCCUUCCCAGCCCACUCCACCCACCCCUGCUCGAGGCUCCCUUUCCUUCCCCAGUCACCAUCUCAUUCCUACCCCAGCUAUUGGAGGCCGCCACAGGACUCACUGGACUGAACUUGCAAACCUCGGCCAGUGUAUACACACACACACACACACACAUACACACACACAUCUCAAUGCACUCUGAGCACACAAGGUGCACACACAACAUGCACACACUUCUCAAUAUGCACACACAUGAACUCACACCAGUGUGCACAUGCAUGCACACACCUCAGUGUACACAUACACACAGCCCUCACUGCACACGUAUGCAUGCAUGUGCACACAUGUGUAUACACACCCCGGUGUGCACACCAGUGCACAGCGCACACACACACCUAGUGCACACAUGUGCAUACACACCCAGUGCACACACAUGCACAUGCAAUCAUAUAUACUUCAGUGCACACACAUAGACCUCAUUGUCACGCACAUGCACACACACACCCCUUGUGGGGUAUAUACACUCAUACCUCAGCACACAUACAUGCUCUCUUUGGUGUACAGACAUGCCCUGUAGGGGAUCACACACGCACCUCAGCAGGUACAGACAUACUUUGUUGUACUUGUACACAUCCCAGUGUAUACACACACACACACACACACACACACACGAAGGGGAGGGGAGUCCUGCCAGGCUCUGAGGACUGGCCUGCGAGGUGGACCAAGCGUUUCCUGCCCCACCCUGUGGCUAGGCCCCUUAGGAGCUUCCUGCCCCGCCAAGUCCUUCAAUAUUGACUCUCCUCCCUCCCUCAGCAUCCCUGCCCACUGCCUCCCUGGAGCUGGCCUGGCACCGGCCAGGGCUGGAGAGGAGCAAGGCAGAGGGCCUUUCUCCCGUGCCGUGGGGAGCUCUGCAGGCCUUGAACAAACAGCGAACACACGCGGUGCUGAGGGCACGGUCCUGGCGGGGUUCAGGGUCCGAGGGUUGCAGGCUUAUACCAGCUCCUCCCACUAGACCACGCGUGCUGGAGGGCACUGCGCCUGCAGGGGCCUGGCGUGGGGAGCGGGCGGAGCUCAGGGAGGACCCAAGGCUGCAGGAUGGGCAGGAUGGGGCCAGCAAAGGGUGAGGGCAGGCAGCGGCUCAGCAAGGCAGCGGUGGCCAGAGGAACCUGUGGGGACCAGGAACUGCCGCUCCUGCUGCUAACGAUGGUAACGACCGGAGGACGCCUCACCCAGGGCUUUCUGUGCACCCAGCAUCAGGGUGAACAGUCUAAAACCUUCUCUGAGACUCAGAGAGGGGAAAACAUUUGCACAAGUUCACACACCUCAGAACAGGCAGGAGGUGGGACUUGAACCCAGUUCCUCUUUAAAGUCGCGGGAGCCGAGCCUGGUCCCUACCUCAGCUCGAAGUCUCAGCUCUCUCAUUCCAGGGUGUCUUUCUAACCCCUCCCUUCCCCAGGCUGAAUAACUCAACAUUUCCCUGACUAUCCCAGUCCCUAACACCCUCGGCACAAAAUGACCUUGAACCCCGGUUCCUUCUCUGAGAACACUUGCUCUCGUUCUUCAGAACUCGGCGCUGGCACAGCCUCCUUGGGAAAACCUUCCAGAACCGCCUUGCCCGGGACUGUAUGAGGUGGCCCCUCCUCACCGGGGCAGCAAAUCCCCCCCACCCUGCCCCACUAUCCCAGGCUGUCCGUCUGGCCCCUUACCUCCCUUGUCAAGGGCAGGGCAGGGCCUGCAGGCCCUAUACCAACCAGCACAUGGCCUGGCUGGGGGUGACCACAGGACCCAGCCUGGUGCCCAGGGAGGGGCUGGGGGCUGACCUCUUCUCUUAGCCUUAUCUGAUCCAGAGGCCGGAUGGGCGAGCAGAUGAGAUGCUGACAAAGGCUCUGGGUUACUCAGUAACCCUGCCUGCUUUAAAAGGCCCCCUGCUCUGGCUGCCACAGCCAGCUGCUCCUCUCCUCAGCCACCUGCUGCCAUGAACACCUUCCUGCUCUGCGGACUGUGCCUCCUCGGGGCCUGUGCCACCCUGGUGGAGGGGGUCACCGUGCAGGAUGGAGCGCUCUCCUUUCCUCUGGAGGCCGUGAAGAGGCUGAAAGACCUCGAGGAGCUCCCGCAGCCCAGGCUCGCAAGCCCUCUCCGGAAGCUGGCACCCCGGCCUCGUGAAUCUGCCGUUCCCAACGCUUGUAGAAACCAGAACUUUCCAGAAGCGCUCAAGCCUCUCUGCAAGGAGCCCAACGCAGGCCAGAUCCUCCAGCGGCUGGUGGCCAUCGCGCAGGACCCGAGCACGUGUGAGAUCUGUGCCUACGCCGCCUGUACCGGAUGCUAGGGUGACCCUGCCUUGCUCGCUGCCUUCUCUCUGCUACCUGCCAGGAGGGGCUGCCCCCCAAACCCCCACUCUCGGGAGCUCAGCCCGCUCUGGCUCAGGCUGUGGGGCGGUGGGGUGGGUGACAUCAGAGCUGCCUCCGGACCAGAGGCCCGGUGCUUCCCAAAUCCACUCCAACUCUCAGCUAAUAAA